AUGAAGUGCGCACAAGGAUGGUGGCUCUUCUCUGUGAUAACCAAUGCUGCUGUGAUUCAACAGAGAGCUUUGCCUAACUAUCCUGGCAUUCAAUUCUCUUCUAAUGGAAAGCUAUCGAUCACAGUCUUCAGUGAUCUUCACUUUGGCGAACCUUCAUAUGUGCGAAAUCGCCCUUAUGCAGAUCUCAAGACCAUGGGAGUUAUGAACUCUGUAUUGGACAAUGAACGACCUGACUUUGUAGUACUCAAUGGUGACCUUGUUUCUUGCGAAUGGGUCGCACCUGCCGAUGCCAACAAGCUCAUCGAUCAAAUUGUGGCACCUCUGGUUGACCGCAAUCUACCUUUCGGCGCGACAUUUGGCAACCAUGAUGCUUCGAAGACAUGCAGCACACUCUCCAUGUCAGAGCACAUGUGGUGGGAUGUCAAAGGCAAGAACGGUCGAAAGCUAUCAUUCACAACGCAGUCUGUAGUUGGUGAGGUCGAUAAGGUAGGCUGGAGCAACUACUUUGUGCCUGUUUAUAGUUCCACAAAUGGUGGCGAUCUCAAGAUGUUGCUCUGGUUCUUCGAUAGCAAGGGUGGUCGUAAGUAUCAGCCGACUGGCGAAGACGUUGGGGUUCCAAGUUGGGUAGACGGAAAGGUUGUCGACUGGUUCCACAGAACCAACGCUGCUUUCCGCCAGCAAUAUGGUCGCGCAAUUCCAAGCAUGGCCUUUGUACACAUCCCAGUAUUCGCAACAAGGGCAUUCCAGGAAAACGACCACACGCGCACUGCCAACCCUGGCAUCAAUGAAGAGCGCAUCGGACAUCAGGGCGAUGUUUGUGAUAGCCAGGGCAACAAUUGCAAAUACAAUGGCGCUGAUAUACCUUUCAUGAAGGCGCUUGUCGAGACUGAAGGACUCAUGGCGGUAUUUUCAGGCCACGACCAUGGUGUCGACUGGUGCAUGAAAUGGUCCAAAAAUCUUCCCAAUACCACGCCAAGCAACGGGAAUGGGCUUAACAUAUGCUUCAAUCGACACUCUGGUUACGGUGGAUACUCAGAUUGGACACGUGGAGCGCGCCAAAUUGUUGUAGGUGAAGACAUGUUAGGCAAGAACAUUGUCGACACUUGGAUCCGUUUGGAGAAUGGAAAAAUCUCAGGAAGAGUAACUCUCAACAACACUUUUGGAACCGAUCAGUACUCGGCGGCGGACACGUCAAAGACUUCGGCUCCAUAG
Molecule: messenger RNA, 1212 nt
Organism: Bipolaris victoriae FI3
Lineage: Eukaryota; Fungi; Ascomycota; Dothideomycetes; Pleosporales; Pleosporaceae
Exons: 3
Coding region: 1-1212 (403 amino acids)
Cellular component (GO): cytoplasm
Molecular function (GO): hydrolase activity, acting on ester bonds
Source: RefSeq, a predicted model, not a curated record